Molecule: messenger RNA, 1434 nt
Organism: Symbiodinium sp. CCMP2456
Lineage: Eukaryota; Dinophyceae; Suessiales; Symbiodiniaceae
Source: the annotation of a GenBank genome assembly
AUGUUUGGCCGUGUCAACAAGUACAGUCAGAGGAACGGCACAGGGAAUUCCACAAGACGGGACAACCUAGCCUUCGUGUUCUCGGGCCACGGAUUAAGCACAACCAGCACCUUGACAGACCGUCGGGACGAGCUGGACCAUGCGCUCCUGGCUGCCGAUCUCGAGGACCCAUUCCCAACCAACCUGCUCUACGACACUGAGCUGCAGCAGCUCUUUGCCCUGCUUCCUGCCGGCGUGCUUCUGACUUGCAUCAUUGACGCCCCGAGCGGCGAUUCCGUGCUGCAACUGCCAAUCUACUUUGACGCCAAGACAGGGUGCGCAGCUGAGCAGUGCGCUUUGAGGUCCGAUGCGAUGAUCGCCUUGCUGGUAAUCCUUCUGGCGUGUCUCCAGUCUGGCUAUGCUUCGUUCUUGACGACCACCGCUGACUUCUUUCAGACAGGAUGCUUUCAAUUGCUCGACGGCACCUACACCAAAGACAUGUCCUCGACCUUCGGGACUACUUCCUGUGGCAAUGCCCUCUGUCCUCCUUGUUUUCUAUUGGAAACAAACAGUGGCGCCAUCUACCUGACCAUCUCCUCGUGCCUCAGUGCUGAAUUCAACACCGGCUUGAGCAGUCUCUCCCUCACGGUGUUCUCCACGUUUACCUUCAUCAAUACUGGUCGCGGUGCGGCCCUCAUCUCGGACGGCACCAACAGUUACAUGGUGACGCGGAGCGGCCACCGAGGCCUGGGGAGCAAGUGUAGCUGCAUUACGUCGAACCUCCUGACCUGCGAUGCGUCUGUUACACCGGUGAUGUUCCAGACAACCGAUGCCACCCUCGCGUCGAGACCUUCCUCGGAGUGCGUGUCCAUCACCGCAGACUCAACUUACGACAUGAGUGGGCGGCAGUGCGCUUUCGGAUCGGCCUAUUGCCCUUCUUGCUGGAUCUUGGACACCUCCAGCAACACGGUCAGCCUCACUCUGACGAACUGCAACAACUACUUCAAGAUUGACGUUGGCUCGAACAGCGCCAUUAUGUCCUACACCUUCGUGAACACAGGUUCGAAUGCUGCGACGCUGUCAGACGGGACGAACGAUUACACACUUGCGGCCCAGGGAACUGGGACAUCUCACACGCACUGUGUGUGUCAUAUUUCUGGCGCAAGUCAUUUGUUGGCCUGCGAUGUACCAGCAAUUGCUGCAACAGGAAGCACGCCCAUCAACACCUUUCCGCAGGACAUUCAGGUGGCCACCCAAGUGAGAUUUGGUGGCAGCACCACCUAUCUCAACUACGUCAGCGGAACGCCGGCUUUGGAGAUGUACGUCGGCUCGAACCGCGCACUGUCCGGCACGAGCACUGCUGGGGGAUCUGGGUUUGGAGCUCAGGUUUUCGCAGAAGUCCCUGGUAGACACUUCAAAACCGUCCGCACAAGGGUCUGCCGGGUUCAGCCCUAA